Molecule: messenger RNA, 825 nt
Organism: Blastomyces gilchristii SLH14081
Lineage: Eukaryota; Fungi; Ascomycota; Eurotiomycetes; Onygenales; Ajellomycetaceae
Product: phosphotransferase enzyme family protein
Exons: 2
Coding region: 1-825 (274 amino acids)
Source: RefSeq, a predicted model, not a curated record
AUGCUACCCUUCUACACUGAUUGGAGCGCUUCCCUGAAUUUUUUUCUAGGAGCCAACACCGCGCUCUUUAUCACAGCUUUGCCGAUUGUUUACUCUGUCGGGAGUCGAUAUUUCAGGGGCCGGAAUCAAACUCUUCCAACACCAUCAUCGCCGGCACCGUUGUCGCCUACACCGUCGUUGCCUAUUAAGCUGCCGUAUUUCGCUCCAGAUAUUCCACAUCCUCUUACGGAAAACACGGAGAUAGAGAAUGCCACUCUUCUAGUCAAGCACAACGGGUAUAAGGUUGUUCAAGUUGGUACUGAGUUUGUUGUCAAAUUCGGGGCGGCGAGUCAGGUUGACCUCCUUGAGGGCGUGAAUAUGGCUUUUGUCCAGCAAGCAACCAAGGUUAAGAUCCCACGAGUUUAUGCACUUUACAAUGACCCUGAGUCGUUGACAAACUAUAUCAUUAUGGAAUUUAUUGAAGGCAACUCCCUAGACACUCAGUGGGCACACUUCACCAAUUGCCAGAAGUGUGAAGUUGCUACAACACUCAGACAAUACUUUGAUGAACUACGCAAUCUCCCCUCACCAGGGUUCUUUGCUACACUGAAUGAGGCUCUGGCUUUGAAAUAUAUUGGAGAGUCUGAGCAUCGUACCACCUACAAUACUGAUUUCUAUCGUCGAUCGCUAUCGCAUGUUUUCCGCGGCCAUGUGCCGAAAUUCACGCAUGGGGACUUCCAGCGCAAGAACAUUAUGAUUAAACAACUGCCCAAUAACGCCAAUAAUAGCAAAUAUGAGGUGACUAUCAUAGACUGGGAAACAGCUGGAUGGUACCCCAGCUACUAG